AAAAGACGAGUAACCCGGAAGUUUACCGCAGAGCCAGUCCUUCGAGCAGACGCGUAUUUGUUGUCCCCCCGUUUCUCGUCUCUAAGUUGGACUUCUACUAAAGUAAAGCAAUGUCCGAAAGAAAAGUCUUGAAUAAAUACUAUCCCCCGGAUUUUGAUCCAUCCAAAAUCCCAAAGCUUAAACUCCCCAAAGACCGACAGUAUGUGGUCAGAUUGAUGGCUCCAUUCAAUAUGAGGUGUAAAACGUGUGGCGAGUACAUCUACAAGGGGAAGAAGUUCAACGCCCGUAAAGAGACUGUGCAGAAUGAGCUGUACAUGGGACUGCCCAUCUUCCGCUUCUACAUCAAAUGCACUCGGUGCCUCGCUGAGAUUACCUUCAAGACUGACCCAGAGAACACAGACUAUGCCAUGGAGCACGGCGCCACACGAAACUUCCAGGCCGAGAAAAUAAUCGAGGAGGAGGAGAAGAAACUGCAGAGGGAGAGAGAAGAGGAGGAGCUGAACAACCCCAUGAAGGUGUUGGAGAAUCGCACACGGGACUCAAAGAUGGAGAUGGAAGUUCUGGAAAACCUCCAGGAGCUGAAGGAGCUCAACCAGAGGCAGGCGCAGGUGGACUUUGAGGGAAUGAUCGACCGGUACAGAGAGAUGGAAAGGAGAGAGAGGGAACGGGAAAAAGAGGAGGAUGAGAAGGAGACAAAGGAUAUGUUGGAGCGUGCGCUUGUAAAAAGAUUAAGGGAUUCGGACUCUGAUUCAGAGCAGGAGGAGAGCAGCGUCACGCAGCCAAACACAUCCAACACGGACAAACCAACAGACAUCCUCACCACUGACAAACCAGUUCAGGGACCUGCAGCUGGAGGAGUGAAGAGGGCCAAGGUGGAGAGCUGGGAGAGGAGUGUGGGGACACUGGGAGGUGGGGGGGCUCUAGGAUCCAUGGUUGUUCGAAAGAAACCAGCAGCGCCUGUCAGCAAACCUGGUCCUGUGGCGCCCCCUGCUGUUCCUUGCUCACAACCAGAUUCCAAGGCACUGACGGCUGUUUCCACCAGUGCCAUUAAACCCAUCACCAUGCCAAACGGGUCAUCUCUCAGCUUGUUGGGGGCGUAUUCAGACAGUGACAGCAAUGACAGCGAAUGAGAUAAAGAUGUUUGUGGCUGCUUGUGGACUUGGGUGAUUGAGGAAAAAAAAAAUGUAUGAAUGAUAUAGAAAUGUGUAUGUAUGACAAAGAUCUAUGGAAAACCUUGAAAUACAGUAAAGUAUGAAUCUGAAUCUGGUUUCCCUUGUCAUGCAGUGAUGCGGUCAAGAUGGUAGAUAUCCAACAUGAUGUUUGACACUCAUUAGAAAGUAGCUUCUUCUCAGUGAAACAAUUCUUGAUUAUAGAAAUCCACUGCUUCACUUUGUAACUUUAUGGAUGUGCUGUUACUGAGGGCUUAACUCAGGAAAUUGUCAACACCUGGAUUUUUGUGAAGCCAAUCUGCUUGGUGUAUAUUUCAUGUAUAUUUCAGUGUGCAAUUAAAAACUUUUACUCUAUUAUUGAAAUGCAUAAUUCAGACAAAUCUCAAA
Molecule: messenger RNA, 1556 nt
Organism: Myripristis murdjan (pinecone soldierfish)
Lineage: Eukaryota; Metazoa; Chordata; Actinopteri; Holocentriformes; Holocentridae
Gene: yju2
Product: YJU2 splicing factor homolog
Exons: 8
Coding region: 111-1130 (339 amino acids)
Biological process (GO): mRNA splicing, via spliceosome
Cellular component (GO): U2-type catalytic step 1 spliceosome
Source: RefSeq, a predicted model, not a curated record